CUCCAGCGGACGCAUACAAUGAUCACAAGCGGCAUAGCCAUAGGCAGCAUUCCAUGAAAACUGAUGGGACACAAAAGGCUCUUCCUCGAAUAUAAUCUCGCCGGCUAUGAAAUCCUUGGUGGCCACCAUGGCCCGUCCCUGCGGAAACAACAACUCUUUAAUAAAUUGUGAUUGCUGCCAUGGUCCCGGCUACGCCACACCCUUGGACGCCAUGAAAAAUGGGCCUAGAGAGACAUUACUUUAUGUGGUGACCGUUCAACCCAAUCUGGAGGAGCCGCAUGGCGACUACCUUUCCACAGUGGACGUGAAUCCCGAGAGUCCCUCGUACAGUCAGGUUAUACAUCGCACGUACACGAAUCGCACGCGUCAGGAACUUCAUCAUUCUGGCUGGAAUGCGUGCUCCAGUUGCUAUCGAGUGGACAAGCAGGCCAAGCGGAUACCCAAACGUGACAAAUUGGUAUUGCCCGCCCUCAAUGCCGAUGCGAUUUACGUGCUGGAUGUGGCCACCGAUCCACGCAAGCCUGAGAUCCUCAAACGCAUCGAUGGCGCUGUCCUGAAGCAGCACAAUGUAACGGCUCCCCAUACGACGCAUUGCUUGGCUAACGGACAGGUUAUGAUAUCCGUUAUGGGCGACGCGGAGGGCAAUGCCAAAGGGGAUUUCAUAUUAUUCGAUUCGGAGAGUUUUGAAUGCCUCGGAACGUGGACACAGGGGAAAAAGUUGGCAGCUUUCGGCUAUGAUUUCUGGUACCAACCGUACUUUGACAUUAUGGUGUCCUCCGAAUGGGGUGCACCUGCUAAGUUCCGGCAGGGUUGGAGUUCCAAGGAUAUGAGCUACUAUGGCACCCAUUUGAAUUUCUACAAGUGGUCGACGCGCACCCUUCAGCAGACCAUCGAUUUGGGGGACGAGGGCAUCACACCGCUGGAGGUACGAUUCAUGCACGAUCCAAAGCGAGCCGAGGGCUUCGUGGGCUGUGCUCUGUGGGCCAAAGUCUUCUACUUUAGAAAGCGCGAAGAGUCCGACGAAUAUGUGAGCUCAAAGGUUAUCGACAUACCCUCAAAACUGGUCGAUUUCGGGGAUGGCAAGCCAGAGCCAAUGGGGGGUUUGAUCUCUGACAUUGUUCUCUCGCUGGAUGAUAAGUAUCUGUUUGUUAAUUGCUGGUUCCACGGCGAUGUGCGUCAAUAUGACGUAAGUGUGCCCUCGGCCCCAAAAUUGGUCGGUCAGGUGUUUCUGGGCGGCAGUAUUUGCAGCGAUGUGCAGCGUUUGAAGGUGCUGGAGGACAAGGAGCUGCUGGAGAGGCCGCCACCGUGCUAUCUGAAGGGACGUCGUAUUCAGGGUGGGCCACAAAUGAUGCAAUUGUCCCUGGAUAGCAAACGCUUGUAUGUCUCUUCAUCGCUCUUCUCGCCCUGGGAUAAGCAGUUCUACCCAGACAUGGUUAAGCAAGGCGGCCAAAUAUGCCUCAUUAAUGUAAAUAUCGAAGGUGGAUUGCAACUAAAUGAGAACUUCCUAGUGGACUUUGGUCAAGAGCCCAACGGCCCUGCAUUGCCGCAUGAGAUGCGCUAUCCUGGCGGUGAUUGCACCUCCGAUAUUUGGCUGGCUGAUCAGUGAAUAUGCAAAGGUGGGCUAACAAUACCCCCUCCUUAUUAUUAUUAUUUUUUUAAUUUCCAACGAGCUCAAUUUGAGUGAGAUCUGAGUGAUUCCGAUUUUGCAAAAAUAGGCGAACAUAAAUCACCAGCAGGUAAAUAAAUUGACAGCUGGUCGUAUUUUAAAUAUUA
Scaptodrosophila lebanonensis is the source of this 1773-nucleotide messenger RNA. RefSeq names its product methanethiol oxidase-like. The record is from RefSeq and is a predicted model, not a curated record. NCBI's taxonomy places the organism in Eukaryota, Metazoa, Arthropoda, Insecta, Diptera, Drosophilidae. Bases 107 to 1606 code for a protein of 499 amino acids. Gene Ontology annotation, molecular function: selenium binding. The transcript is spliced from 4 exons.